Molecule: messenger RNA, 2876 nt
Organism: Anoplopoma fimbria (sablefish)
Lineage: Eukaryota; Metazoa; Chordata; Actinopteri; Perciformes; Anoplopomatidae
Product: sodium- and chloride-dependent GABA transporter 2-like
Exons: 16
Coding region: 75-1979 (634 amino acids)
Biological process (GO): sodium ion transmembrane transport
Cellular component (GO): membrane
Source: RefSeq, a predicted model, not a curated record
UUUCUUCAAACUUAGUUAGUCAGUCUCGGGAUUUCAUUUACGGCGUCAACUGCACGCUGACGAACGGAGAGACCAUGACUGAGGAAACGGCCACAGCGAGUCCUGCAGGAGGAUCGGGACCAAAUGCAUCGGAGCCUUCUCAUGGAGGGCUUCAGCCGAGGGGGAAGUGGGCCAACAAGAUGGAGUUUAUUUUCUCUAUGGCUGGAGAAAUCAUUGGCCUCGGGAAUGUUUGGCGUUUCCCUUAUCUGUGCUACAGAAAUGGAGGAGGUGUCUUCUUCAUCCCGUACUUUGUGUUCCUCCUCUUCUGUGGCAUCCCUGUGUUCUUCCUGGAGACGGCGUUGGGCCAGUACACCAGUGAGGGUGGGGUGACCGCCUGGAGGAAGAUAUGCCCCAUGUUCGCGGGGGUGGGGAUUGCGUCCCAAGUGAUUGUGGCCUAUCUGAACAUCUACUACAUCGUGGUGUUGGCCUGGGCCAUCUUCUACCUGUAUAACUCCUUCAAAAGCCCGUUGCCCUGGUCUACAUGUGACAACUCGUGGAACACUGAGUUAUGUCACAGUCGCUCCAGCGUCUUUGCCAACCCCCAAUUGUUUCAACCUGGCUCAAACUGGUCGUUCCUAAACAACUUCACCUCACCGGACUACGUGGAUAAUGCAACUUACUCGGAAGGUGCUACUUUCAUGAAUGGCAGGUCACCGGAAGAGGAGUUCUGGCUGCACCGUGUGUUAAGGAUGUCCUCCGACCUGUCCCUGGGUAAAUUAAACUGGGACCUGGCUGUGUGUCUCCUGCUUGCCUGGAUUAUUUGUUACUUCUGCAUCUUUAAGGGAAUCAAAUUGACAGGAAAGGUCGUGUACUUCACUGCUACAUUCCCCUACCUGAUGCUGUUCAUCCUCUUCAUCCGAGGAGUGACACUCCCAGGAGCUGGGGAGGGACUGAGAUAUUACCUCUACCCUAACUUAAAGAAGAUCCUUGAACCACGUGUAUGGCAUGAUGCAGGGACUCAGGUGUUCUUCUCCUUCGCCGUGUGUCAGGGAGUAUUAACCGCUCUGGGGAGCUACAACAAAUACAACAAUAACUGCUACAGGGAUUGCGUGGCGCUAUGUUGCCUGAACAGUGCCACCAGUAUCUUUGCUGGUUUUGUUGUGUUCUCAGUGCUGGGAUUCAUGGCUCAAGACAUGGGGGUAUCCAUGGAAGAUGUUGUGUCUAGCGGUCCUGGUCUGGUCUUUUUGGCAUAUCCAAGGGCUCUGUCGUUGCUGCCGGGUUCAUCCUUCUGGGCUGUGCUCUUCUUCGUCAUGAUCCUCUUCCUGGGCCUGGACAGUCAGUUUGUGUGUGUGGAGAGCAUGGCCACGGCCCUCACUGACCUGUUCCCACAUCACCUGAGGAGGCCUGGCCGCAGAGAGCUGCUGGUCCUGGUCAUAGCUGUUGUCUGUUUCCUAUUAGGGCUGCCGCUCAUCACUGAGGGAGGGAUAGUCCUCUUCCAGCUCAUUGACUACUACGGUGCCAGUGGAAUCAGUCUCCUCUUUAUAGCCUGUUUUGAGACCAUUGUCAUUUCCUGGGUGUAUGGUGCGGACCGUUUCUAUGACAACAUUGAGGACAUGAUCGGGUACCCACCAUUCCCCGUGCUGAAGUACUGCUGGUUGUUCAUCACGCCGCUCAUCUGCGGGAUCACACUACUGUAUGAACUGGCGGACUCAACCCGUCUCCUUGUGUAUGGUUAUGAAAUCGGCCUGAAUCGGAGCAUUUUGGGCUCUUUCCUUGUCAUCACUCCACUGAUAUGUAUCCCAGCAUUCAUUUUGUUCUCAUUGUUUAAGAAUCCCCUAAACAUGACUACACCAUCCAGUGAUCUGCGUCAGGCCCGACCACACAAGCCAAUUCUCACACUGUGUAAGCGCGUCAUUUUCAAGGCACAGGUGCAGCCAAACAGACAACAUGCGGAGGAAAACAAGGAGAAUCUGAUGAUCGGGGAAAACAGCAUGGUUUGAUGGCAGCACAUUAUUGCGCGUAGAUGUCAUCACUGAAUGGUUCGAAUCUGUGACAACAAGAAACACAAUUUUACAAUCACUUGAAAAAAGUGUUUACACAUUUCAUGAGUAUUCAGGGACAAUUAUAUUUUUUUAUGUUGUAUUUUUUGUCUUGGUACAUUAGUCUUUACCUUUUAAAAUGUUGUGUAUUAUGAAUAAUAAUGGAAAAGUCCCAUACGAUGCUUAUUUUUCUAAACACCUAUAAUCCUAUAUUGUAAGUGGCUUAAAAUUGUACUUCACUGACAAAGCCUUUCACCCCUAUAAUACUCACAAUAGCGGGUUAAAAAUGAAAAGAUUACACAUACACACAUACAUUGCUGCCGACAGUUCGGUCUGAUAUUUGGAUGUGAUAUCCUAGUCACGGCUAAUGUAGCUUUGAGCUGCUAGCCUCAUGUUGAGAUGAGGAGCGGACUAGAGAGCUCUGGUUCGCUCACUUACAUCACUUGAGGAAAUUCAUCAGAAGGCUUUAAACAACUUUGUUCACAGAUACAGUAUUACUGCCAAAGAUCUUUAAACAGACGUUGAUAUGUAAAAAAAAGAUGGAUUGCCUCUUAAACACAUGCAUCUGGAGCAUUUGAGUCAUUACCAUGUCUGACCUGCAAUUGCAAAUUGAAGUAGCUGUUUGUAAUCAAAUGUAUCAUGCAGUCAAAACUGUUACAUACUAGAAUGUUGAUCCUGAUCAACGCAAAAUCUGAUUAUGUGUUGUUUCACUGCAAUGGUGCUAUCAUGUCCAUUGAGUGUUUGUACACUGCAACGUUUACUUUUGUUUUCGUUGAUAUAUCCAUUAAUUCAUGAUAUAUGUUGUAACAGUGAUGAACCUCAUUAAUCUCAUUAAACAUAUCCCUAUGCUUAAUAUCC